Molecule: messenger RNA, 907 nt
Organism: Oncorhynchus tshawytscha (Chinook salmon)
Lineage: Eukaryota; Metazoa; Chordata; Actinopteri; Salmoniformes; Salmonidae
Product: metallophosphoesterase 1-like
Exons: 9
Coding region: 1-852 (283 amino acids)
Biological process (GO): GPI anchor biosynthetic process
Molecular function (GO): hydrolase activity
Source: RefSeq, a predicted model, not a curated record
AUGCAAAGAGGUCUAUGUGAUGUUAUUCUAGCGACAAACUGGGAGGAUGAUGUUUGUCGUUUCCAGAAGAUGUUCAGACAUCCCAGUGACACAGAGCUGGUAGUUCUGGUUGGAAACCAUGACAUCGGCUUCCACUACGAAAUGGACUGGUUCAAGUUACAGCGCUUUGAGAAGGCCUUCAAUACCACCUCCACCAGAAUGGUCACCAAGAAAGGAGUGAACUUCCUAUUGGUUAACAGCGUGGCGUUGCAUGGUGACAGCUGUCCUAUCUGCCAAUCAGUGGAGAAACAGCUGUACACACUGUCCAGGAACCUCAACUGUUCAUUACUACAGUCCAGCAUUAUUAAAGAAUUCUGUCGAGACACAUGGACCUAUCCUCCAACACCACCCAUUAUCCUGCAGCAUUACCCUCUGUACCGGGUGAGUGAUGCGGGCUGUACGGGUCGGGAUGCUGCUCCUCCUGAAGAGCGCCACCUGCUGUUCAGAGAGAAGUAUGACGUGCUGUCUCAGGAGGCCUCUCACAGGCUGUUGCAAUGGUUUAAGCCCCGCCUGGUUCUCAGUGGCCACACCCACAGCGGCUGUCAGGUUCUCCAUGACAACCGGUACACAGAGAUCAGUGUUCCGUCCUUCAACUGGAGGAACCGCAACAACCCCAGUUUCAUCCUGGGUUCUUUCUCUCCAAGCGGUUACGGCCUGUCGAAGUGUUUCCUUCCAGAGGAGAGUACGGUGAUAGCUCUGUACUGUUCUACCGGAGCCAGCCUCCUCCUCCUCCCUCUGGUCCACUGCCUGUGGAUAAGAGGUCUUCUCCGGUGCCUCAACUUCUGUCCCAUCAGCAAACACAAGUCUCUCUGAUCGUCUCAGGUAGAGGUUGUCCCUGACUGCUGAAUGAUACGGGGUCAGAUACUGG